AUCAUUUGACUGAAAACUGCGAAAUGAGCGUACAGCCAGCAAAUACGAUAGUUACAUUCGUAUUCACCAUAGUCGCGUGUGAACAGUCCAUACUGAUUAAUGAGUAACAUUUUCCUGGUUCUCAAGCAAAAAUUAAGUGCUUGAUGUCUCGUUGCAGCUAAUUAGAUAAGUACUGAAAAACGCUGCACACAGAAAACUUUGGUUUACAAAAAAUAGCUCAGAUGAAUUCAAGUGGCGUACGAAAAGAUAUAUGUUCCCUUACAUCGUCGCGAAAUGUCGUGCCUUCAAUCAGUUCUCGUUCUUUGUUGCUUUCCAUACUGCGAUCGCCGCAGGGGCUCCUGAGAACAAGCGGCACAGAAGUUAUUUUGCUAAAUCCGCACUACAAAUUCGCGACAUUCCGUUAGCAGAAUUUGACGUUAACUCAUCACAAAUAGCGACUGACUACGUUUCGAAUGUUGUCACAAGGCCCCUUGACGGGGGUUGGUCUGAAUGGUCGCCAUGGUCUGCAUGUCAGGCUACUUGUGGAUCCGGAAUACGAAUACGUAAUAGAUGGUGCGAUAACCCUGCACCGCAGAACGGAGGAAAAGACUGUGUGGGUGAUUUCGCUCGUACCGAGCAGUGCAUCACGAAAGUUCAUUGCCCCAUCAAUGGUGGAUGGAGUCCUUGGGCACCUUGGGCAUGCACUGUGAGUUGUGGAGGUGGAACAGCAACCAGAACACGGCAGUGCAACAACCCGAAGCCAUUCUAUGGAGGCGUCUGUAUCGGCAGUGCAAGUGAGCAAGCCAAGCAGCCGUGCAAUGCUUUCACAUGCCCUCCUGUACGAAAGGUGUCGGAAGAAACGAAUAAACUUUUGGAAGAUAUAAAAAAAGAUUUCUUUGUUCCAACAAAUUUGGUGAGAGAAGGCACGCGAGUGGCAAAAGUUCAGUGCGCAUCCAAGCAGUUGUUGGAUAAUUUAAUCUGGGAGCUGAAGCUAAGUGUACGACACGCUAUUCAGUGGCUUCGUAACGGACAACCCUGGAAAGAAGACAAAAGUCGGGUGGAAAAGUCCAAAUUCACACUUGGCUUUAACCGAGUGGCUGCAAGUGAUACUGGAUUUUAUUCCUGUGAGCUCGAUUUACUCGGCGGAGGAAAAAAAAUUCUCAAGGCAUUUUCUCUUAUAGUGCUUUCGAACAAAACUAAUCUGGAAGUUGAUGUUAACAAGCCUUUUGAUCUGGAAUGUAACAGUUUAGCGCUCGGAGCGUUGUAUCCAAACGCUAGGAUCUCGUGGUACUUCAACGACACCCUUUAUCGCAGCUUCAACGAUACUCCCGCGGUUUUGACAAACACCUUGAAAUUUGCAUAUGCUACAACCAACAUGACGGGAGACUGGGAAUGCUUGACCUACGAGAUUUUUGUAAAGCCGGAAGUGGAAAAGGAAGAGAAGUCGUUGUUUCAGAAAGUAAAGGAUAAAAUUAUGGGAACGAAAGAGCAGACCGAUAAACCGAUCCAUCCAAAGAUACUUAAUCCAUUGAUGAAGUUGGUGCCGACUCCAGCGCCCGUACCAAAAGUCAUCCCUGGAAAAAUCUGGAUAACCAACAAAAUUCGGCUGCGGGUAAAUCCGCCUCCAGAAUUGUCAGAUCUCGUCAGAACACCUCAUUUCAUGGGCCUCUGCACGGGCGUGGGGUUGUUGGCCUUUGUCACCAUUAUUGCUUUAAUAAAGGGCAAGGCGAACAACAUGCUAGAUAAUGCACAGGAAAAAGUGCACAAAUUUGCGGAAAUAAAACGGAGCAGCCGCAUACGAAGCAAUGAAAUUGCAGAAGAUAUGAUACAGUUUGACGACGAAACAGAGGACAUGCCGAAAGCCGAAGUAACUGCGCCAAGCCUGAUAUAAUCCAGUUACUAUUUGAAUAGUUUAACGUAAAUUGUUUCGAGAGAAAUCAUAGCGCAACUGAAUUGCUUUAGUUCCAAAUGUUAUUGGGAAAAAUUCGCGUGAACAUCGCUCUUUCGGUUAAAACCUCGGCAUAAUUGUUAAUGUCGCGAUCGUUAGAAAUAAAGUUA
Paramacrobiotus metropolitanus is the source of this 2037-nucleotide messenger RNA. Its product is annotated as ADAMTS-like protein 3. Bases 251 to 1870 code for a protein of 539 amino acids. The record is from RefSeq and is a predicted model, not a curated record. The transcript is spliced from 11 exons. NCBI's taxonomy places the organism in Eukaryota, Metazoa, Tardigrada, Eutardigrada, Parachela, Macrobiotidae.